Molecule: messenger RNA, 891 nt
Organism: Rosa chinensis
Lineage: Eukaryota; Viridiplantae; Streptophyta; Magnoliopsida; Rosales; Rosaceae
Exons: 1
Coding region: 1-891 (296 amino acids)
Source: RefSeq, a predicted model, not a curated record
AUGCCUCCUAGACGCCGGACUCGUGGGGAGACCCCUCCCAUUCCAGGAGAUGAGCAUACUCCUGGAGGAAUAGCGGAAGCGUUGGGACGUAUUGUGCAGCAGUUGACUGCAACGCUUCCGGGCUCCAGAACUGACUUUACCAUGGAGCGAGCGAAGAGGCAUGGAGCUUAUAGCUUCUCUCAUGCUCCUGAUGCUAUGGAUGCCCAGAAUUGGUUGAAUAAAAUGGAGAGGGUCUUCACUCAAAUCCAUUGCCCAGAGGAUCGAAAAGUGGGUUUAGCGGUGGAUUUUCUGGAUGGUGUGGCUUUUGAUUGGUGGUCUUAUAUGAGCAGGGAUUUAGAGAUUGAUGGCCUAAUCACUUGGGAACAGUUCAAAGAGCACUUUAGUGAGAGAUAUUUUGGCACAGCUAUCCGGGAUAGGAUGAAAUAUGAGUUCUUGCAUCUACAGAAAGGGGACAUGACCGUGACAGAGUUUGAGCAGCGGUUCACCCAGCUAGCCCAGUUUGUGCCUGAUAUGGUUAGCACUGAGAGGGAGCGGAUUUAUAGGUUUGUUGAUGCUUUGGGGGGUAAUUAUUCCGAGCAGCUGACAGGAGUGCCAUUUAGUGAUUAUGCUGAGGUUGUUAAUGCUGCUUUAAGACUUGAGACUAGGUAUAUGUCUGGUGUCCGACCUCGAGAUUUGGGUGGCCCCAGUCAGGGCCCACCCAAGAAGGCUGCUUCUACCUCUGGGUCAGGAUCUUCAGCAGGCAGCGGACAGAGCAGUGGGUCUGGUGCUGGAUCUCAUUAUAGACGCGGGGGCGUAUCAGGAGAUUCCCUCGGGGGCAGUUUAGUGGACGCCCGUUUGGGCAGAGCAGGGUUGGUUUUAGUGGUCAGCACAGGGCUCCAGCUAGACAGCUAG